Messenger RNA from Corythoichthys intestinalis (scribbled pipefish), 4965 nucleotides. It is a transcript of the gene golga3, whose product is annotated as golgin A3. The record is from RefSeq and is a predicted model, not a curated record. The coding region runs from base 202 to 4737 and encodes 1511 amino acids. The transcript has 24 exons. Lineage: Eukaryota; Metazoa; Chordata; Actinopteri; Syngnathiformes; Syngnathidae.
GAUACGUCACCAUAAUUUGUUCGGUACAAGUGUUUGCAUUCAGUGUUUCUAUUCGGUUGUGUUAUCAAGACGGAACGCAAACAGCCACGUAGUGAAAGGUGAAGCUGGUUUGAAUAUUGGAAACCUCUGUGUUUCUUCCCAGUGAAGAUCCAGAAGGAUUGCUGAUCAACCAUGGCUAUUAAAAAUUAAAACACCGUUCAAAUGGAGAUCAAUGCUGAUCAAGAUCACAGCACUUUGACAUCUCAAGAGGCUGAAAGUGAGCAAUAUUUGAAGCAGCAAGGGCUUGAUGGCAAUCCAAUUACAACCAAGGAGAUUCUCAAUGGUCCCAUCAACUUGAAUGUGAUGCCAAAUGGAGAUGGGAUAUCAGAGGGCAAUGCUGCUGCUGAAAGCACCCAUCUUAACGGGUCCCUGCCCCCAACAGCCCUUUCACAAAGCAACAGUUCACCAGUCAACUGUCAAACUCAAGAGACAUCUGCAGGUGUGACUGCUUGUCCACCCAUGAUGCUUGAACCUGAGCUCAGUGCUGCUGAGGACACAAGUCACACGGGUGAUGCGUUGCAGUCACUCAGACUCAGUAUGCCUUUGCAGGAGACAGAUUUGUCCAACCAGAAGCCUUCGUUAGAGAUGGAAAAUGAGGAGAAAAUCCGUCUCGAGGCUCGUAGGCGCCUGGAAGAGCAGCUGAAACAGUACAGAGUGCAAAGACAUAAAGAGAGGUCUCAUCGCAACACACCAAAAAACAGGCCAUUCAGUACUCUUGAUCCAGAGUUAAUGCUGCACCCUGAGGCUCUUCCCAGGGCCAACGCAGUUGCCAUGACCACGGAGUAUUCCUUCCUGAGGACCAGUGUACCCCGUGGUCCUAAAUUGGGGAGUUUAGGAAUCCCCCUCAACAAGGAGAAAAAAUCAAGAUCCUCCCGCACAAGCAAGAUUCACUCCUUGGCUGACUACAAAUCUCCGGAGAAUGACGGUGGUGGCGAAGGGGGUGGUGGGAUAAAGACUGCAGACAACACUAUGGGCUCCAUCCAUGCCACCAUCAGCACAGUAUCCACUGUGUCCGAGGUCAAUGUCACGUCACAUUCGCGCAGUCAAGCUGAUGUUUUACCCCUGGCUGGGGACAAUGUCUCUGAGAUUGAUGGCAGUGAAUCAGGAGCAAGACUUGGGAAUGAUGGCAACGACAGUGACAGCUCAUCCUACAGCAGUGUGUCUACCAGGGGAACCUACUCCAUGCUGUCUGCUGCCAUGGAUAAGCAACAGGGUACCUACAUGGUUGAGGGACGGGAGAUUGCUCCUGAGGCCAUGGGUCAAUUUCCCUCCCUUCAUGAGGUUUUGCAAGCAGCCAGUGAUGAGCAGCAACUUCUGGAGUUGGAGCAAGAAGGCUCUGUAGAACCACGCAGCCGCAGGGACAGCUUCUCCAGCAGUGUCUCUUUGGAGAGCUCUGUAAUGGGCCAUGAUGAAAUGCUUCAGGUCCUGAAGGAAAAAAUGAGACUAGAAGGCCAAUUGGAAUCUUUGUCAUCUGAGGCCAAUCAGGCUCUAAAGGAGAAAACAGAGCUCCAGGCUCAGCUUGCCACUGUGAAUGCUCAGAUGCAGGCCCAGAAGGCUGAGGUUCAAUUUAGCCAAGAAAAGCAGAAUGUCCUCACAACAGAAGUUAGCACACUGCGGCAAAAUUGCAGCCAACUAGAGAAGGCAAUGAUGGAGCUCCAGGGCAAUUUGGAGAGCAAAAAUGCCAGCCUGGCAUCACUCUGCAAUGACCUGAAGGUGGCUGAAGACCAGUACAAUAGGCUGAUGGGAAAGGUAGAGGAAAUGCAAAAGACUCUCAUGUCAAAGGACAAUAUAGUCCAGGAAAUGCGACUGCAAAUGUCUGGUGUACAGAGCCAGUUACAACAGGUCCAGCUUGAACGCAGCACUCUCCAAAGUCGACUGAAAACCUCCCAGGCAGAGAUUGACUCACUCAAGCAGGUCAGGCAGUGGUACCAGCAGCAGCUCGGUCUGGCUCAGGAGGCACGAGUGAGACUGCAAAAUGAAAUGGCUGACAUGCAGGCUGGAAAAAUGACCCAGACUGGCGUUCUCGAACAUCUGAAGCUUGAGAAUGUGACCCUGUCUCACCAACUGACUGAGACGCAACACCGUUCAAUCAAAGAAAAAGAACGUAUCGCUGUCCAGCUGCAGAGCAUUGAGGCAGACAUGAUGACUCAAGAAGCAGCUUACAAGCAGAUCCAGGAUGCCAAGACUUUGGUGGAGGACGACCUCCAACACAAAUUAGAAGAGUUUGAGGAAGAACGGGAGCGCUUAAUAAAACUGGCCAACACUGCCAGUAAUUUGGAAAUGGAACUAGAGCAGAUCAAGUUGAACCUUUCUCAGAAGGACAUGCAGCUGCAGUCUCUCCAGAAAGAACAUCUGGAGCUGAUGCGUCAGUUGACCACCACUCAGGAGAACCUACAUACCAAAGAGCAGUCAAUAAACCAUCUUGAGGCUCGAUACCUAGAGCUGGAAGGCCAGCUUGCUGAGCUUCAGGCAGAGAGCAAUAGCAAAGAUGACACCAUCCAAUACCUCCAAAAUGAAAAGAUCGUUCUUGAGGUAGCGUUGCAGACGGCCCGAGCUGACAAGAGCGUACUUGAUGAGAAUGCUGAACGGCUUGGAGAGGAUGUUUUGGUGGCGUCAGAUGUGUUGGAUCAACUCAAACAGGAAGUUCAGGUUAAAACCAAUCAGAUUGAAAAACUGCAGCAAGAAAAUGGUUCCCUGAAAAAACAAGCUCAAAAAUUGAAGGAACAGUACCAACAACAAAAGGUGAUGGUGGAAGCAUACCGUCAGGAUGCAAAUUCCAAGGACCAGUUGAUCAGUGAGCUUAAGUCUACUAAAAAGCGUCUUGUAGCAGAGGUGAAGGACCUAAAACAAGAACUUCAGGACGUGCUGGGGGAAAAGCAAAAGGCUGAAUUGGAGCAGGCGCGGCUGCAAAAAGAAGUGCUCCGAGUCCAAGAACAAAUGAAUAACAUGGAAAGUCACCUGCAAGACAUUCAGAUAGAACGAGACCAGCUUGAAACACAGAUCCAGUCCUUGCAGUUUGAUCAGAGUCAGCUUGUGGCAGUGACAAAAGAGAAUGAAAGUCUCAGGAAACAAGUGGAGAAAAUGGAAACCGAAGCUAAAAAAGCCAUUUCAGAGCAAAAAGUGCGCAUGAAGCGCCUGGGGACCGAUUUAACCAGCGCUCAGAAGGAGAUGAAGGUCAAACACAAGGCAUACGAGAAUGCUGUCAGCAUCCUGAGUAGGAGGCUGCAAGAGGCCUUGACUGACAAGGAGACGACUGAGGCUGAGCUAGUCAAGCUCAAAGCUCAGGUGUCAGAUGGAGGAAACGACCACAUCCUACAGGGGAAGAUUGAAUCACUUCAGACGGAGCUGCAGGUUGUGGCCAAAAGCAAAGCAAUGUUAGAAAAGGAGCUUGAGGAAGUCAUUUCCCUCACUUCCACUGAGUUAGAGGAGUACCAGGAGAAGGUCUUGGAGCUAGAAGAUGAGCUUCAAGAGUCACGAUGCUUCAAGAAGCGGAUUCGAAAAUUAGAAGACGCCAACAAGAAGUUAGCACUUGAGCUGGAACAUGAAAAAGGAAAAUUGGUUGGACUGACUCAGUCAAACAGUACAUUGCGGGAGCAUGCCAAUAUCUUGGAAUCUGCUUUGGCAAAGCGAGAGGCUGAUCUUGUACAGCUCAACUUGCAGGUUCAAGCUGUUCUGAAGCGCAAAGAGGAGGAGGACCAACAAAUGAAGCAGGUGGUGCAAACUCUACAGCUUGCCUUGGAAAAAGAGAAAACCAAAGUCAAAGAUCUUAAAGAACAGGUUGCAACAGCAAAAGCUGAAGCAGCCCACAACAGGAGACACUACAGGGCUGCCAUGUUGGAGCUAUCGGAGAUCAAGAAAGACCUGCAGGCCAAAGAAGACCUGGUUAAAGCUCUGCAACAUGAAGCCAACAAGCUACAAUCCCAGGAUGAGAAGCAUGCGCAGGAGAUCUCCACUUUCCAAGAAGAGCUGGCUGAAGCCCAUUCCCAACUACAGAUCCUCCAGAAACAGCUGGAUGAAGAGCUGUCAAAGAAGCCCCUCACUAACCAAGAAGUUGAGGACCUUAAGUGGGAGGUGGAACAAAGGCAGAGGGAGAUUGAGACUCAGAAGCAACAGUUGGAGAUGAUGGAGGAGUGCCAGCAAAAAGAGCUGGAUAGCCUCCAGAUGGCUUUGCAGAACAUAAAGAUAGAGUUGGAGAUGGUCCAGGAGGAGCUGAGUGGUACAAGGAAAGACAAGUUUAUGCUACAAGCUAAAGUGGGUGAGCUGAAAAACAGCAUGAAGACCCUUCUGUUACAAAACCAGCAAUUCAAGCAGGACCUUAAACAGACCCGUCUCAGGAAGCAACGGGUGGAGCUGAAGAAUGAGGGGACCCCAUCCAAUCCAGUGACGCCGGUAAAGAUCCCGGACUGCCCAGUGCCAGCUUCACUGCUCGAUGAGUUGCUCAAACCAUCAACUUCGGUCAACAAGGAGCCCCUCAAUAACUUGCACAACUGUUUGCGGCAGCUCAAGGAGGAGAUGGACAGCCUCCAAAAGCAGAUGGAGGAGCACACAGUAACAGUACAUGAGUCAAUGAGCUCAUGGCCAAACACAGAGGAAGGUCUGGCUCAACUGGGACUUCAAAAUAACAUCUCUAAUGCAUCGAGGUCACUGAACAACACCGCGGUGGAAAAUAAUAAUGAAGCAGAACAGCAGCAGUCAUAAAAGCAAACUUUUGUUAGGCUAUAAUGACUGUGGAGUUUUAUCCACGAAGGCAUUGUUAGCCAUUUAUUCCAUUUUUCAUUUUUAAGCAAUAGCUGUCAACAAUUGACCUUGAUCUUCAGUCUUCGCAGGAGCUUGCAGAGUUAUACAAAAUAUACCUUAGCUUUAUUCUUUGACCUUUUUAUACUGUAUGCCCAUGUAUUAUUUAUUAAGUUUAAAAAAAAUACACAA